Molecule: messenger RNA, 890 nt
Organism: Panicum virgatum (switchgrass)
Lineage: Eukaryota; Viridiplantae; Streptophyta; Magnoliopsida; Poales; Poaceae
Exons: 3
Coding region: 408-779 (123 amino acids)
Biological process (GO): regulation of DNA-templated transcription
Molecular function (GO): DNA-binding transcription factor activity; sequence-specific DNA binding
Source: RefSeq, a predicted model, not a curated record
UUUGUCAGUCUGUGUCACUCGAAUUUAUGUCUGUUCGAUUUGUUUAUGGCUUUCGAUCUGAUUAAUCCCCCGACGCCUUGUGUUUUUGUUUUCUUCUGCUGCUUACAUGUGGGCCCGCCUUGUUGCAGUCACAUUUGUAUUUCGGGAGCCGCACCCUUUACCUUUCCCAUCCCGCAGAUUCAUUUCAACGCGUCCUCCAUUUUUUAUCUCGGGCGGAGCUCUCUAGGUGCGGCGAUUCGUAGGAUCUCGAUCCGAUCUCUUCUCGUCGCUUCUAUUUGACCAGUUUAUUUCGUUCGAUUCGUUUGUCAGUUUAUUUGUUCAGUUUGAUUCAGCCGUUUUCACCUUUGUCUCCAUCGUUCUCGGAUCUGAGGAGGACUUGUUCUCCAAAUUUCUCGCCUCUGAGAUCUAUGGAUUUAGGUACUGGCAGUGGUACUGGCAAGGAGAAGGCGCGGAUCAGCGGCGCCGGGAGGUCAUCGUCAUCGUCAGGGAGGAAGAAGGUGAGCAGGCCGCGGUUCGCGUUCCAGACGCGAAGCGCCAACGACAUCCUGGACGACGGCUACCGGUGGAGGAAGUACAGCGCCCACCCCAGGGGCACCGGCCGCUGCCGUGAAGCGCGGGGACUGCUGGGCGCGCGGGUAGCUGCCCGCUUGCCGCCGCUGGUGGAGUGCGCGGGCCGCCGACGGCCGCCGCGGGAGCCGUGGAGCGCGUGGGCCGCCGCCGAGGAGCACGGGAGCCAGCCGUCGGAGCCGGCCGUGGUGAUUUUUUUCUUUUUUUCUUAGUUUUCAGAUGCAUGUGGGAUUGUAUAUCUUGUAUCUAUCUUGUGAUUGAUUCUUUGAAUGAUUUGUGGGAUCUAUGGAUUUUGCAUCAAUCGAUUCAUACACUUUCGUUGA